UCCUGAAGUUUCUUAUAUAACUUAAGGAGCCCAUGUUCCAAAGCGAGGCUGUCUGUCAUUUGCAAGAAAGAUGGCCGCUGGAGAAGGUUCACAUGGCGACUGGUGCCUGAUCGAGAGCGAUCCUGGUGUCUUUACUGAGCUUAUUCGCGGCUUUGGAUGCACUGGUGUGCAAGUUGAAGAGCUUUGGUCACUUGAUGAUCACACUUUAGAUCUUUUAAGGCCAGUCCAUGGGUUGAUUUUUCUGUUCAAAUGGAGGCCAGGUGAGGAAACUGAGGGCUCAAUUGUUAAAGAUUCAAGACUAGAGUCAAUAUUUUUUGCAAGACAGGUUAUCAACAAUGCAUGUGCAACCCAGGCAAUUCUAAGUGUUCUUUUGAAUUCCAAUCAUCCAGAUGUUCGCCUUGGUGAAACACUUACAACUUUUAAAGAGUUUACAACACAGUUUGAUGCCUCACUGACUGGCCUAUCUAUAACAAAUUCUGAUAGCAUCAAGCAAGUUCAUAACAGUUUUGCAAGGCAAGCUAUGUUUGAAUUUGACAACACCAAGAAGGAGAAAGAUGAUGACGUGUACCAUUUUGUUGCCUUUGUGCCUAUUCAAGGAAGAUUAUAUGAAUUAGAUGGCUUAAAAGAGGGACCAAUUGAUCAUGGAGCUUGCACACACGAAGGGUGGUUGAAAAUCUGCAAACCAAUUAUAGAAGGCAGAAUGCAAAAGUACUCUGCUGAGGAAAUACAUUUUAAUUUAAUGGCUGUGGUAUCAGACAGAAAGCAUUUAUACCUGAGAGAAAUCGAUAGGCUUCAUAACAAAAAGAAUGAGCUGAUAAACUUGCCACCCGAGGCAGUGGGUUUAGAGGGCCGACAUUCCCCUGAAGAACUAUCAAAGCUGCUACAAGGCAUGGAUGCGGAGAUUGUGCGAUUCCAGUCUCUUAUUACCAACGAGGAAGACAAAAUGCUCCGCUAUAAAAUUGAGAAUGUGCGUCGAAAGCAUAACUAUUUACCAUUCAUAAUGGAGCUACUGAAAAUUCUGGCCAAGAAAGGAGACCUUGUAACAAUGGUGGAAAAGGCGAAAUCGUCCACAAAAUCUCUUCACGAAGCAAAGAAACGGCGUAAGGAAGAAAUGAAACAAGGAAGCAAGUGAAUUUAUGGGAUCGCGAUGUUUGAAUUUUGCAAUUCCAUAUAGGUUGAUGAACUCUUAUUUAUUGAUCGGUCUAAGGUAUAAGGUUAUAGGGGGGAAGGAGUCGCCGUACUCCCUUUUUUAAAAAUAAAACGAUAAGAUAAUUUCAAAUACUUGUUGUAAUGCAUUAUUGUUUUAACCAUAUAUUGUUGCUUUUUUGACUUGUUAAUCUUUCGUUUUCCAUUGAAUGCAUUGUUUUCUAAACGGCUUUAAGGCCUUUUGUUUAUUAACUCAAGACAAUAGAUUUCAGUGGAAAUCGAAUAGAAUUGUU
Molecule: messenger RNA, 1439 nt
Organism: Rhopilema esculentum
Lineage: Eukaryota; Metazoa; Cnidaria; Scyphozoa; Rhizostomeae; Rhizostomatidae
Product: ubiquitin carboxyl-terminal hydrolase isozyme L5
Biological process (GO): ubiquitin-dependent protein catabolic process; protein deubiquitination
Cellular component (GO): cytoplasm
Molecular function (GO): cysteine-type deubiquitinase activity
Source: RefSeq, a predicted model, not a curated record